Messenger RNA from Nerophis lumbriciformis (worm pipefish), 1966 nucleotides. RefSeq names its product cytochrome P450, family 27, subfamily B, polypeptide 1 (gene cyp27b1). Gene Ontology annotation, cellular component: mitochondrial inner membrane. The record is from RefSeq and is a predicted model, not a curated record. Gene Ontology annotation, biological process: cholesterol metabolic process; C21-steroid hormone biosynthetic process; cellular response to peptide hormone stimulus. Gene Ontology annotation, molecular function: oxidoreductase activity, acting on paired donors, with incorporation or reduction of molecular oxygen; heme binding; iron ion binding. Lineage: Eukaryota; Metazoa; Chordata; Actinopteri; Syngnathiformes; Syngnathidae.
CGGCGGCUUCGAGGAGCAGGUCGCCGGGGUAUAAAAGGAGCCUGGGAGGGAGAUGAGCACCGGAGUCCGACGGGCGCCCCAUGAUCUCGGUGAGGAGGAGGAUGCAGCGAGCCUGGAGAGGGUCCGGCCGGAGCGCCACCCCCCUGCCCAAGUGCGUGGGUAGGUGGGCUGAGGGCGACGGCACCGCGCUGAGGACGCUGGACGACAUGCCCGGACCGUUGCUGCUCAGCUCCUUCUGGGAAUUGUUCCCGCGCCGGGGGCUGACAAGGAUGCACCAGCUACAGCUGGAGGGCCUGCAGCGCUACGGCCCCAUGUGGAAGACCCACUUCGGCCCCAUCCUGACGGUCCACGUGGCCCAGCCGGCCCUCAUCGAGCAGGUGCUGAGGCAGGAGGGGAAGUACCCCUGCCGCUCGGACCUGUCCUCCUGGAAGGACUACCGCAAGCUGAGAGGUCACCACUAUGGACUGUUGACCUCAGAGGGAAAGGAGUGGCAGGAGGUGAGGAGCCUGCUGAGUAAGCACAUGCUGAGACCCAAGGCGGUGGAAGCUUACGACAAAACCCUCAACGGCGUGGUCAGCGACCUCAUCGCCAAACUCCGCCUGCGCAGACUCCCCGGGGGCCUGGUCACCGACGUGGCCAAGGACUUCUACUUCUUCGGCCUGGAGGGAAUCUCCUCGGUGUUGUUUGAAUCCAGGAUCGGCUGCCUGGAUCCGGUGGUCCCGAAGGAAACGGAACACUUCAUCCAGUGCAUCAACUGCAUGUUCCUGCUGACGCUGCCCACCAUGGCCAUGCCAAGAUGGCUGCACACGUGCUUCCCCAUACCCUGGAGACUCUUCUGCUAUUGCUGGGACAACAUGUUUAAAUUUGCCAAAGGUCAAAUUGACAAGCUGCUGAAGGACGUGGCGAACAACCACGGCGAGGGAAAAGUGGAGGGCCACUGCCUGGCCUACCACCUGUCCCAGACGACGCUGCCCAUGGAGACCGUUUACAGCAACAUCACCGAACUGCUGCUGGCAGGCGUCGACACGAUCUCCAGCACCUUCUCCUGGUCACUGUACGAGUUGUCCCGGCACCCCGAGAUGCAGGCCUCACUGCGCCAAGAAGUCCUGGCGGUCCUGGAGGGCAAGGCCGUGCCUGAGGCGGCGGAUGUAGCGCGCAUGCCUCUCCUGAAGGCUACGAUCAAAGAAGUGCUCAGGUUGUACCCGGUCAUCCCUGCCAACGCCCGAGUCAACGUCGAGAGGGACAUCCAGGUCGGAGGCUACGUCAUUCCUAAGAACACUCUGAUCACCCUGUGCCAAUUUGCCACAUCUCGGGACCCCUCGGUGUUCCCCUGUCACAAUGACUUCCUGCCACGCCGAUGGUUGAACAAGGGGAAGACUCACCAUCCUUACGCCUCGUUGCCUUUCGGGGUGGGCAAACGGAGCUGCAUCGGGCGGCGGAUCGCUGAGUUGGAACUUUACCUCGCUCUUGCCAGGAUCCUGGUGGAGUUUGACGUGAGGCCGGAUCCAGAGGGGGUUUCUGUGAAGCCAAAGACCCGCACGCUGCUUGUUCCUGCAGAAGUCAUCAACCUGCAGUUUGUUGAACGAUGACCCAGUCCUGCCCGCGUUACGUGAAGGUGACCACCAGGAGGUCACCUGCUGGUCCAGCUGAGGCCUGUGGAGCAGACUCCACUUGCUCUUUAUGCCAUAAGUGUUUUUAUUACAGUUGGACAUGCCAAGUCUUUUAUUACAUCCCAUGAUGCAACGGAGCUGAGGAGUGAUGUUCCCUCUGGUCCUCUUGAAGCAAACAUGUGGUGUGUGAGCAUCAUGGAGCAAAGUUUUAGUACAGGGAUAUCAAAAUGGUUUUUAUUGAGGGCCGCUUGUAACAGUGAAUAAUGUAUGAAUUUGCCUCUGGAUUUCAUUAUUAAUUAUAUAAAUCGUUUUAAGUACACUGUCCAUUUUACAUUAAAAACUUUACAUUUACAAAA